Daphnia pulex (common water flea) is the source of this 2847-nucleotide messenger RNA. RefSeq lists its product as uncharacterized. NCBI's taxonomy places the organism in Eukaryota, Metazoa, Arthropoda, Branchiopoda, Diplostraca, Daphniidae. The coding region runs from base 38 to 2599 and encodes 853 amino acids. The record is from RefSeq and is a predicted model, not a curated record. The transcript is spliced from 7 exons.
AACGUUCAUUUCUCUUUGGCAGGCUUAUGAUCGAGCAAUGUUAUGCCAUUCAGUGCCAUCUAGUGUCGGAUUCAGCGGCGGAUUGAGUACGGGUUUGACUGGAUUGCAAGGCAUGCCUUCGAUGGUUGGAAAUGCGAGCUCAUAUAGCGCUUCGUCGAUGAUGGCCAACAGCAGUUCACCGGCCUCAUCAAACGGCGAGUACGCUCGCACUUCCGAUAUGUCAGGCUUUAGCCAUCCAAUACCAUCCUACACUCCGUUUCCAACGUCGAGGCCCGACGACCUCUUUUACGGUGGGCUACGCUCUUCGAUGCAGCAGUCGGCAGCCGCCACUUCGCACUUUCGACCAGAAGAAAAUCGAAAUGUGCCCAUGAGCCUCAAUAACUCCUACCACGAAAGUCUUUUGAGCCAGCUUCCGACAUCCAGAGCGCCUUCCACCUUGCUCUCGCAGCACCAAGAAGAUUACCUAUUAGCAGCCCGUAAUUCAGGCUUCAAUCCAUAUGCCCUAGCUACUUCUGGGCCUUUAGAUCAUUCCAGCUUGCACCCAAGCAUGUACUCGCAUCCUUUUGCUUCCUAUCGAUCGCUGGAAGAGCAAAUGUACAUGGAACGAUAUGGCCUCUUAAGGCCUGGAUCCUCGACUUCAGCUCUACCGUCAGCCAUCCCUCCAUAUCCUCCUUUGGGUUUCCCGUCCUACCUUAAUUUCCGCUACCCAUCACCUGGACUACUCCAUUCCGAUUUGGGACUUGUCAACAACGGCAUGGACUUGAAUAGGAUGAAAUUAGAACAAGAACAACGUAUUAAAGAACGGAUCAGAGAGGAAGAAUUCGCUGCUGCAGCUGCCAGUAAAACUCAGGAAAAUGCCGUUUCAAAUCGGCCGUUGGCUACAGUAACCCCUAGGGAAAACAGCGCAACUAAUCAGGAGCGUAGAGAUCGUGAGCGACAGCGUGAAAAAAGGAGAUCGGAAAAGGAUGUCGAAUCCAACCGAAAAAUUACCGUUCAACUACCCAACGAAUCUUCUUCCGGUCGCGGAGUCAAAGUUCACACCGUGUCUCCCCUCUACGCGUCUUAUCCGGUCAUGGUGGAUCGAUGCAACGACAUCACUGAAGAAACAGCAGCACCUGAGGCUUCCAUAAGUCCCAAUCCGCCGACGGAAGAAGAGAAACGUACCACGGAAUUCUCACUAGGAGCUCUAGAGGCUAUGGCGGCCUUGAAAAAACGUACCAUAUCACCACCACCUCCCCCAGAAGAAGAAGAGCAGCCGAGUAAACCCGCCGAGGAAGAGGUCACAGUCCCGCUGGAUUUAUCUGAUCGAUCUGUUGAAAGUGUCAGUCCGGUUGAAGUAAGCCAAGUUGAAAUUUGCCGUGGCACCUCACACGUCGAAGAAUCACCUGUGCGAAGUUUACUUGAUGUUCGGGUGGAACGCUGGAAGAGGAAACGCCAAAACAGCGAUCCCGGGGAGGAGGAAAACGAUGACGAUCUGGACGAUGAAAUGGGCCAGGAAGCAGCCGAAUCCUUGGUGUCAUUAAGCGUAGAGCAGUGCCUAAAAAAAUAUCCUAUCCCUGAAGGAGUCUCUGAGGAACAACACCAUUUCCUCCACAUGUUUGGUCUUAUUACUCCCAAGAAACGAAGUGAAUUUGAACUGGUGAAAUGCAUCCGCCGACAAAAUAUCUUGCGUGAACCAACGCCUCAGCCUAUCGACGCCGAAGAUGAGGACAGUGCCACCAGUCUUCUAAAGCAACGGACACGUUUUGCAGCCACUUUGGUUCGAUCUGCCACUGAGCCACACAUCAAGGAUCCGGCUACUAAGAAUUUUGCUUCCAGUCUCAACCUUUAUCCGACGGAUGCAGAGGCAGUCGAAAAUCUAGAAAAGUCUUGGAACUUGGUGGUAGCCGACAGAAUGAAGCGCCACUUUGGACAAAAACAAAAUGUACGCAAGAGAUUGUGGAGCGAUACUUUCCGGCCGCUGAAUUUCGACUCAACUUCUCCAUCGACAAACGGAACUGAUGAAUCGAUUAGCAUUGAAGAAACUGGUCCGUUAAUAGGGAACUCAGCCUCCAAGCCUGUGUUUACUUUGCUAUCGCACACACCUACAUUGAACAAACAGUUGUCAGAAGUUUCAAAUAGUGUGGCCAAUUUACCCAAAUUCGAAUUGUCCAACACGGGUUCGCAAUCGACGGUGUGCGAGGCGUCCAAGUUAACUUCAGAAGUUGCGUUUUGGUUACGUCACCUUAAACCAACAAUGGCGAGGACACUAACUUCUUCGUCAGUCAAGGAAAAUGCAUCUGAUCCUACCAAAUCUGAUGAAGGAUCCUCGGCUGAAAAUAGCGACGGUGAAGUUCCCACACGUUGGCCAGGAACAGAUUCCAUCAUGGUUUUGUACAUGGCACAUCAGCAAGAGCUGCUAGUGGAGACCAAGUUUCUUCGGGAGCACUGCGAGCGUCUGCACGUCCAGUUGGCUGAAGGGCAGGCCACCUUGAGUAAAUUAUGUCUAGCACUGAGCUCCUCGGUGGAGGUGCAACGGCGGUGCAAGGAGGAAGACACUUCUACCUUGCAAUCCAUCAGCGAUCUUCAAACCACUUUAAAACUGUUGCAAUCUCCAUGAUUUGUCGUUGGAGAAUAUAGAGUAAAAAGUUUGGUGUUAGCUUGUAAAUAGAGAGUAAAUGAGGCACUGUCAUAUCAGAUGAUGGUAUUUAGGUGCAACUAUCAGUCGAUUUUUCUAUCACUUGUAAAUACGUGCAUCUUGUCGAAGUGUUAUAUCGGACACUCUUCCACUGUUUCAUAUUCAAAACUGUGUUUAGUGUUCGCAUUACUGCCUGUUGAAGCAAGCAAUAAAUUCCCUCUUGAAAAUGA